CGUGAUGUCAGUUGAGAAGCGACAGGCUACGGCACAGUGUUAAAAUUACUGAUGGCGCAGGAGGCGGACGAAAUAGAUAUAAUGAUUAAUUAUCACGGGGGUUUCGAAAAAAUAGACCGGAAAAACAGCCGUUAUCCUUAUUGCGUCGUUUGGACACCUAUUCCAAUACUGUCGUGGUUGCUCCCCUUCAUUGGUCACAUGGGGAUCUGUACUUCUGCAGGCGUGAUAAGAGACUUCGCUGGAUCAUACUUAGUGUCUGAAGAUAAUAUGGCCUUUGGAAGACCAACAAAGUACUGGAAGCUUGAUGUUGAUAAGGUGUGUGGCACUGGCUCAGCUGCCUGGGACAAGGCAGUGCACGACGCAUCGGAGGAGUACAAAUGCAGGCCGCACAACCUCUGCUGUGAUAACUGCCACUCCCACGUGGCCCUGGCCCUUAACCUCAUGCGCUACGACAACAGAACGUCCUGGAACAUGGUCAACCUAUGCCUGCGGUCCCUUAUCCACGGCAAGCAUGUCAGCUGUGUGUCUUUCCUCAAGACCUGGCUGCCCUUCCUUAUGUUGACUGGAGCCCUCGUCACCUUCAUCCUAACGCUCAACCUGCACUGACCACACAAGGGACAUGAAGAGGGAAACGGAGGGGAGAGAUAAUACAAGGGAUUUUCCUGCUCCGUUGUAAUCAUAAAAAGUGAAAGAAGAAGAAUAAACGUUUUGAUGGGACACUUUGUGCAGUGCUAACAUUCACACUCAUGAGGGCAGUUAUGUUCAGCUGUUCUGGCUUGUUUUGAAGUACAUUUUACUAGAUUCAGAAAGGAAUGUCAUAUAAAUGAAUGUUUGGCUUGGGAUAGUCAUAACUAUAUACAGUGCCUUGCGAAAGUAUUCGGCCCCCUUGAACUUUGCGACCUUUUGCCACAUUUCAGGCUUCAAACAUAAAGAUAUAAAACUGUAUUUUUUUGUGAAGAAUCAACAACAAGUGGGACACAAUCAUGAAGUGGAAUGACAUUUAUUGGAUAUUUCAAACUUUUUUUAACAAAUCAAAAACUGAAAAAUUGGGCGUGCAAAAUUAUUCAGCCCCCUUAAGUUAAUACUUUGUAGCGCCACCUUUUGCUGCGAUUACAGCUGUAAGUCGCUUGGGGUAUGUCUAUCAGUUUUGCACAUCGAGAGACUGAAAUUUUUUCCCAUUCCUCCUUGCAAAACAGCUCGAGCUCAGUGAGGUUGGACGGAGAGCAUUUGUGAACAGCAGUUUUCAGUUCUUUCCACAGAUUCUCGAUUGGAUUCAGGUCUGGACUUUGACUUGGCCAUUCUAACACCUGGAUAUGUUUAUUUUUGAACCAUUCCAUUGUAGAUUUUGCUUUAUGUUUUGGAUCAUUGUCUUGUUGGAAGACAAAUCUCCGUCCCAGUCUCAGGUCUUUUGCAGACUCCAUCAGGUUUUCUUUCAGAAUGGUCCUGUAUUUGGCUCCAUCCAUCUUCCCAUAAAUUUUAACCAUCUUCCCUGUCCCUGCUGAAGAAAAGCAGGCCCAAACCAUGAUGCUGCCAGGGUGAUGAGCUGUGUUGCCAAAAAGUUCAAUUUUGGUUUCAUCUGACCAGAGCACCUUCUUCCACAUGUUUGGUGUGUCUCCCAGGUGGCUUGUGGCAAACUUUAAACGACACUUUUUAUGGAUAUCUUUAAGAAAUGGCUUUCUUCUUGCCACUCUUCCAUAAAGGCCAGAUUUGUGCAAUAUACGACUGAUUGUUGUCCUAUGGACAGAGUCUCCCACCUUAGCUGUAGAUCUCUGCAGUUCAUCCAGAGUGAUCAUGGGCCUCUUGGCUGCAUCUCUGAUCAGUCUUCUCCUUGUGUGAGCUGAAAGUUUAGAGGGACGGCCAGGUCUUGGUAGAUUUGCAGUGGUCUGAUACUCCUUCCAUUUCAAUAUUAUCGCUUGCACAGUGCUCCUUGGGAUGUUUAAAGCUUGGGAAAUCUUUUUGUAUCCAAAUCCGGCUUUAAACUUCUUCACAACAGUAUCUCGGACCUGCCUGGUGUGUUCCUUGUUCUUCAUGAUGCUCUCUGCGCUUUUAACGGACCUCUGAGACUAUCACAGUGCAGGUGCAUUUAUACGGAGACUUGAUUACACACAGGUGGAUUGUAUUUAUCAUCAUUAGUCAUUUAGGUCAACAUUGGAUCAUUCAGAGAUCCUCACUGAACUUCUGGAGAGAGUUUGCUGCACUGAAAGUAAAGGGGCUGAAUAAUUUUGCACGCCCAAUUUUUCAGUUUUUGAUUUGUUA
Oncorhynchus nerka (sockeye salmon) is the source of this 2256-nucleotide messenger RNA. Its product is annotated as transmembrane protein 222-like. Bases 52 to 606 code for a protein of 184 amino acids. The transcript has 6 exons. The record is from RefSeq and is a predicted model, not a curated record. Lineage: Eukaryota; Metazoa; Chordata; Actinopteri; Salmoniformes; Salmonidae.